UCGGAGUUGGCGAGAUAAGGGCAUUGCAAUAUUAGUUUAGGCAGCCAUGAGGUGUGAGAAAAGCCAGCUUGAGUCUGAAAUAACAGUGUAGUGUAGCGUUGCCCCUGCCACCACCCUGUCGACUCUUUCUCCACAACACCGUGGUUUGAGUGGCUGCCAGAUCUAGUAACGCAAUCCCUAUCUCGCCUGCAGUUAUUUUAGAACUCCUCCAGUGACUCACUUCAGGGACGUGUGGAAGAGAAAGUUUAGGGAAAGUUUGUUUCUCUCUCUCACCACCCCUCCUCCUCCCAACCCCCCCUCCCCUCCCCUCCGUCUUGGAAACGUGUAGGGUAGAGGGAGAGAGGGCGGUCAGCUUUCCAACAAGGCGUUCAAGGGUGGAAUUGUUCGAGCCAGCGACGUGUUGCUGUUGCCUGUUGAUGUAUAUGACCGUGCAGAGCCGCCGGGACCUCUCUCCUCAGUCUGCCUGUCUCCUGCUGCUGGAUGUCACUGCCCGUGGUCUUGCCCAGUACUUGCCCGGUGGUGGCCGGCGGGGAGCCCCCACUGCGCUGCCGCGGUCGCUGGGCUCCCGGGGCGCCGUUCCUGUACUCCGGCAGCAACUCCGGGCGCCAGGCGCUAACAAGCCCGCUGUACGGCCGCUCACUCUUCGCCCUGGGACUGCUGCAGAUCGCCCUCGGCUUCUCCGUCGUCUCCCUCAGCUUCGGGGCUCUGUCUCUCACCGAAUCGCCCAACGUCAGGAACUCUUGCCCUUUCUGGGCCGGCUCCUCGGUAAUUCUUUCUGGCAUCUUGGGAUUAACCACAUGGAAAAGGCCAAUGCUGCUUUUGGUCAACCUGUUCAUCCUGUUGUCUGUUGUCUGCGUCCUGCUGAACCUGGCUGGAUUUGUCCUCUCGUGCCAGAGUGCACAGUUUGUGUCUGGCAUUGUGGACUGUAAGCUGGUCAAGAUUGUUGAGGGCAGUAGCUGUUUCUGUUGUGAAGACAGCCAGGCUACAAAAUGCAGCAACAAGAAGGAGAUUUUGAUAUUGUACCCGGUUCUGUCUGUGACCUGUGACACUGUUCGCCUUGUGCUGAAGGACCUCCUCUUUGCCAUUUGUGUGCUAAAUGCAUUGACCACCACAGUGUGUGUAGUGGCCGCAGCCCUACAGUAUCUCCAGAUAUUCGCAGGAAGGCGACCUCGGGCGAUUGAAGCCCAAAUCCCCCAAGAAGAGGUUGAGGCCACGCGCCAAAUUCCCGACCCGGAUGAAUUUGUUCCACCCAUCCCACCUCCUCCGUACUUUUCCACUUUCUGCUCCUAUAGUCCCAGGAUUAAUCCACGGAUACUCAGCAAUGAUGUAAUUCCUCUGACACAUAUCUAUGCCUCCAGGAUGAAAGGGAUUGAAGUAUUUUGUCCAGUGGAGCCACCUCCCCCAUACGAAGCUGUUGUGAGGGAGCAAAAUGAAGAGCAGGUUUCGAGUUUGUUGAAUGCUAGGACAACAGAGGCGGAUGAAGAGCGAACAUCGUGCUCUGCACCUGACGACAGCAAUGUCCCGAGCUGCUCCCUCAGCGACCUCCUGCAGCUGUGCAUAGUGCACCCAGCCUGGAGCAGGAAUUCAGAAGCAGCAUGCAGGAAGUCGAGCAGGUCUGGCCUGAGGAGGUCAAACAGUGACCCAGUGCUCCAGGAACUAAUUAUAGAAGAGCUGGUGGUGAGCUGCGAGGCAGCGACUCAAACCGACGAGAGGUCGGAGGAGCAGGCCGUGACUUUGCGCAGGGGUCGCAGGUCAAGAAGUCCCAGGUCGAGGCCAAGGUCAUUGGUAGAUUACACCAGCUACAGAGACACCAAGUUGCUGGUGGCAAGCUUCUUGAAGCAGUCGUCGUGCAGUAUGACCCCUGAGGUGCAGGAACUGGUGGAUAACAUUCGAUCGGUGUUACAGUCAGAUGAGGAACACAUGGAAGAAGCUGUGGCAAGCGCCAACAUACUUGACCAGGCGAUCACGGGCAACUUGCAACGCACCAUCCCGCGCAGGGGAGCGGCCCAGACACAAGGCCGCACACGGCUGUUGCACCUACGGAGCUGUGGGGACCUGAGCACGUGCACCGUAGAGGAGGUGCGGCCUGGAGCCAGAGGGCAACAGGAACGGCCACACAGUCUGAUCGGGGUGAUACAAGAGACAGUGCUGUGAUCACCAGGACAUUCCCCAGUGCGAAUACGAGCCAAAACUUUGCCUGAGGGCUCAAGCAACACACGCCAGGAAAAGGAAUAACCUCAAGAUGAUAGUGCAAUACGAGAGAGGGGAGAAGCUGAAUUAGAGCCCUACUUAACAAACUGGAGAACAACACGAGUGAAUAUAUGUGAAAUUCAACAAAAACUCCUCAAAGUGCCCUUAGCUCAAACUGUGGAUUAAUGAGAUUUGUCAUUUAUGAUAAAAUGUUUUGUUCGAUAGCAUGAGAGUACUCAGUUUAUACCUGUUAUUAAAUUAACAAAUCUUUUGACACCUUACUCCUUCAACUUCGAUAGAGAAAUUUCAAUGAUCUACUGUCCCUUGCGUCUGACCGUGCCACAGGGCACUUUAUUUGAAACAGAUCAACCAAUUAACACAGAUGCUUUUUAACUGUUACCUUUACUGCACUGAAUAAUCAAAGUACUACCUUACGUUGAGUUCAAAUUAGGGAUUCUUCUCUGCAGACGUCAAGAGUUGACUACAACAAAAGCAAGUAAAUUUGACAUACAAAUGGUGCAUAUGAUAAAUUCUCCCGAAAUACUAAAUUAUUUGGUGGCUGUUUACACAUUUUAGAUGUGUAGCAAGGAACUGCAGAUGCUAGUUUACACCGAAGAUAGACACGAAAUGCUGGAGUAACUCAGCAGGUCAGGCAGUAUCUCUGGAGAGAAGGAAUGAGUGACGUUUCAAGUCAAGACCCUUCUUCAGACUGAGACGGGUGAGGGAAACUAGAGAUAUGGAACGAUAAGGUGUGAAAACGGCAGAUGGAAGCAGACAACGAUUUUCUAUGUUAUACCUGCAGUCUCUUGAAUGGAAUAACCCCCUGCUGAACCAGAUCUGAUUAAUGAAGCUUUGUGAGCUGCUUGGAUCAGGAGCGACCAGUGGUACAUUUCGUGUGACAAAAUUAUUUCCCUUGCCUUCUGCAGCGAUUUAUAACUUAAAGUUUAGCAAAUGAUCUUAAAUGUUGUAUAUGAAUAAAGUGUGUACAUAUAUAAACAUCUGUAUCUAUAAACUGUACAGCUAUCUUGCUUCAUGUGGACUAUCCACAGAGCAGACCAACACAGAGAAGUGUUGCAAAGGUAUGGAUCAAGUGGAUUUGUAUUCUGCUAUGUUUGGUCUCUUAAAACUGGUCACAGAU
This is a messenger RNA of Leucoraja erinaceus (little skate), 3328 nucleotides long. It is a transcript of the gene entrep1, whose product is annotated as family with sequence similarity 189 member A2. Lineage: Eukaryota; Metazoa; Chordata; Chondrichthyes; Rajiformes; Rajidae. The record is from RefSeq and is a predicted model, not a curated record. Gene Ontology annotation, cellular component: membrane. The coding region runs from base 481 to 2154 and encodes 557 amino acids. The transcript is spliced from 11 exons.